This is a messenger RNA of Otolemur garnettii (small-eared galago), 1546 nucleotides long. RefSeq names its product NDRG family member 4 (gene NDRG4). The transcript is spliced from 17 exons. The coding region runs from base 332 to 1546 and encodes 404 amino acids. Lineage: Eukaryota; Metazoa; Chordata; Mammalia; Primates; Galagidae. Gene Ontology annotation, cellular component: cytoplasm. The record is from RefSeq and is a predicted model, not a curated record. Gene Ontology annotation, biological process: signal transduction; positive regulation of ERK1 and ERK2 cascade; brain development.
GUUCGGGCAGCGGGGGCACCCCUCUUGCAGUGAGUGUCGCCCGCACCCACCCGGCGCACUCCCUCCGCCUCUCCGAGUUCGCCCCGACCAGGUGGUGGCGGGCGCCUUUUGGGGGUGCGCGGCCGUGCAAUUGGUGGAUUUUUUAAAAAGCGUUUUGGAGGGGGGAGCGCGGCGUGGGGGGCGGCGAGUGCGCUCCUGGCUGAGAGCUGCUCCUGCUUCGCUCCUGGCUUUCCUGCCGCUUCCCUCCGGGUUUCCUGCGCUCUCCUUCCCGGCUGGGCCGAGAGCGCUCCCCAGACACCGCAGCCUCAGCCGCGCCGCGCGGGGCGCCGAGAUGAAGGUGCUGGGACACAAGAUCGAACUGCUGACAGGCCUCCUGCUUCACGACGUGACCAUGGCCGGGCUGCAAGAGCUGAGAUUCCCCGAAGAGAAGCCGCUGCUCCGGGGCCAGGAUGUGACCGAGCUGGAGAACUCUGAUGCAUUUCUGUCAGCUGUGGACACAGACUGGAAGGAACACGACAUUGAGACGCCUUAUGGCCUUCUGCAUGUGGUGAUCCGGGGCUCCCCCAAGGGGAACCGCCCAGCCAUCCUCACCUACCAUGAUGUGGGCCUCAACCACAAGCUGUGCUUCAACACCUUCUUCAACUUUGAGGACAUGCAGGAGAUCACCAAGCACUUUGUGGUGUGCCAUGUGGAUGCUCCUGGACAGCAGGUGGGGGCGUCACAGUUUCCUCAAGGGUACCAGUUCCCCUCCAUGGAGCAACUGGCUGCCAUGCUUCCCAGUGUGGUGCAGCAUUUUGGGUUCAAGUACGUGAUUGGCAUUGGAGUGGGAGCUGGAGCCUAUGUGCUGGCCAAGUUUGCACUCAUCUUCCCUGACCUGGUGGAGGGGCUGGUGCUGAUGAACAUUGACCCCAAUGGCAAAGGCUGGAUCGACUGGGCUGCCACCAAGCUCUCCGGCCUGACUAGCACUUUACCUGACACAGUGCUCUCCCACCUCUUCAGCCAGGAGGAGCUGGUGAACAACACAGAGUUGGUGCAGAGCUACCGGCAGCAGAUUGGGAACGUGGUGAACCAGGCCAACCUGCAGCUCUUCUGGAACAUGUACAACAGUCGCAGAGACCUGGACAUUAACCGGCCUGGAACAGUGCCCAAUGCCAAGACACUCCGCUGCCCAGUGAUGCUGGUGGUCGGGGAUAAUGCACCCGCUGAGGAUGGGGUGGUUGAGUGCAACUCCAAACUGGACCCAACUACCACGACCUUCUUGAAGAUGGCAGAUUCUGGGGGCCUUCCCCAGGUCACACAGCCAGGGAAGCUGACUGAAGCCUUCAAAUACUUCCUGCAGGGCAUGGGCUACAUUGCAUACUUGAAGGACCGAAGGCUGAGUGGAGGAGCAGUGCCUUCAGCCAGCAUGACCCGUCUGGCACGCUCCCGCACCGCCUCCCUUACCAGCGCCAGCUCGGUGGAUGGCAGCCGCCCACAGGCCUGCACCCACUCGGAGAGCAGUGAGGGGCUGGGCCAGGUCAACCACACCAUGGAGGUGUCCUGUUGA